UUGCAUUGCAUUGUGGCAUGCGAUCAGGGCCGGUGCAUGGUCGUCGCCACACGGAGAUCCUACUGUUUCCUGCUGUUCUUGUGUUUGUUUGUGCCUUUUGCGGUUCUUCCACUUUGGCAAUCCACUCAAUCCACAAAGGGAACGGUUGAACUGGUGCUACAUGCGAAGCAUGUGGCAGAUGUGGUUGAUGAAAGCAGCGAUUUAGACAUGGCUGAGGGCGGCGAGGAACAGGAGAACAGGACCACUCCGUUGAGCAAGACUGGAGAGGAUUUUUCCAGCGUGACGCAGUCGAAGAUGCGCUUUCUGCUUUGGACCCAUGACUUUGACAGAAGAGCUGACACUAGUUUCAUGCUGACCUUUGGAGCGGAGCUGAUGGCUUUGGGUCAUAGAGUCACCUUGGAGAGUCCUGUCGAAGGGCCGGUGCUGGACCAAUUGGAUCCAUCCUAUGACUUCAGUGUUCGAGUCAACCCUCGAUUGCACAAGCUCCUGUCAGGCGAGAGGAACAGUGUAUGGGAUGCUAUCGGAGGCAACUGGCCAACAACUCAGCAUAUAAUUACAUGUUGCUAUUGUUUCUCGUGUUGUUGAGGGGCAGGUGAAUUGGUGGGAGUGAAUGGGCAUGACAAAAGAACCAAAUGCAGAUAAUGCCAAGAGAACAUCAGAUGUUGUUUUGUUAUACUAUUAUAUAAUGUUGUUCCAGGUUCCAUGCCGCAUCAAUUGAGGAACUGUGUGGGACGAGAGUGGUGACGAGCGUCCACAAUUUAUUGUUUUCUUCUCUGGCACUUGGGCGCCCUUCUUCCUCCAGUUGGCCCACGAGGAUCCUGAUGUUCGCUUGGUGUGGUAUUUCUAUGACUUCCCCACCUGCAACACGCCCAAGGAGCUUUUGAAGCAGCAAAUUGGAGAUGCAAUGGCCAAUGCUCACCGCGUUGUGUUUGCGAGCCUCGCCGAAAAACGAAAUUGGGCAGCACAUGACCGUGGUCACUUCAUGCUCUUUCCACCAUUUGCGCCAGUAGUUGGCGACGAGCAAAUCGGUAUCAGCCGCAAAGAUAUCUUGCACCAGCAUAGUUUAAAGGCAAAUGUUUUUAUGGUCACAGUGUUCUCAGACUCAUGUCCACGUGGGCAUGGUCGAAGAGAGGAUUUCAUAUGCAGGGACAUUGUCGAGGAAUUGAAAAGCAAGUUCGGGUCCUGGUUUCUCGUGAUCUUCGGGGAGUGGAGUGGAGCAAAUUGCAAGGGUGCCCUGCACCUCUCAAACAGAAGAGAGUUUGAAAGGCAUAUGGCAGUUGCUGACCUGCAUGUGAGCUUGACCUCAACAGCAUUUGCCACAGAUGUGAGCUUGGCCAAAUCAUUUGGGGUCCCUGUUCUCAUGGGCAAUGAUGAGGAUGGCAUGACGCCAGCGACCUCCGAGCCUCGUCAAGAAGGCCAUGAAAGUGCCAAGCCGCUGCAAAGAAGCUUGGCCAAGAUCUUGUCCCUCAGCAACCGCGAGCGCUCGGCCAUGGGCGCCAAGGGGCGCUUGGCCAUGCAGGCGUUCUUGGCGGAAACCCGCCCGGCGCGAAUGUCCGGCUUGCUGGCGCGGCUCAGACGUCCGAAAGCGGCCUCCGCGUCGCCAGGGCCGAAAAUCGGCAUCUUCAUCCAGUUGUUUGAUAUGCAUCCAUGGAAGGAAGUGAAGAAAUGUGUGCAGACAGUAUUGGAAGCUGCUGUCCCUGGCACAGUGGAUCUCAUCGUGACCGCGACCAUGCGCCACCAAUAUAUACAUCUCAUACUUCCAGUAAUAAGGCAAUCUGCCCCUGCAUCUUUACAGUUUGACAUCCUAUCAUAUGCUGAAGACAGGGGCGCUGAUAAUGGUGUUUUCUUGCAGCAACUCCUCCUCGCAAAGGACUUGCUUACGGACAACGAUAUCAUUCUGAAGCUGCACUGCAGUGGUGGGGGACAUCAGGACCAGGUGCGGAACCUGAGUAUCAGUGAUCUCUGUGGAAGCAUUGAUUCGGUCCGUGCGAUCAUCGACCAGUUCAAAGACCCCGUGCUUGGCAUGGUUGGUCCCACCAACCUGACCUGGUCCAACAACGAGCUGACCAGCCAUGUCGCUUUCAAUCUCACGCAGGGAGCCUUCGACUCCAAAUCGGUACAGCGCAUGAAAGAGGUUUGGUCAUUGAUGAGUGAACAACGGUUUCCACCGCGUACAGUUUGGAACAUCGUUUUCGGCUCCUUCUACUGGGUGCGUGCAAACCUACCUGUUUGGGAAGAAGAUCUAGUUCCGUGGGCCCCAGUGAUCCUGGAUGCAUGCAAGUCAAGGAAGAAAUGCUUAGCAAUAGCACGCGGUCUUGAAAGACUUUUGCCCACCCUGGUGGCUACCACACACAAAGUGGUGGCUGUCCCUGUGAGCAAAUCCUGGCCAACAUGAUGCUCAGGCAUGGUCUCACCAAAAAGGCAAGCUGGCGGCAGGGUAGUUUAGAGCAACUGCUGUUGGAAACAUUUGGGCAUGCCUUGAAUUCUCAACAAGGGUCCAGAAUUGUUGUAUAGUAUAGUGGCCAGUCGCAAAAAUCAUCCACCAG
Durusdinium trenchii is the source of this 2546-nucleotide messenger RNA. The record is from the annotation of a GenBank genome assembly. NCBI's taxonomy places the organism in Eukaryota, Dinophyceae, Suessiales, Symbiodiniaceae.